Danaus chrysippus (African queen) is the source of this 1287-nucleotide messenger RNA. The record is from the annotation of a GenBank genome assembly. NCBI's taxonomy places the organism in Eukaryota, Metazoa, Arthropoda, Insecta, Lepidoptera, Nymphalidae.
UUGGAUAGUGGAAACUUUCCAGAUUAUAUUAAGAAUUUUCUACAAAAGCAGGGCUUUACUAAGCCUACAUUGAUCCAAUCUCAAGGAUGGCCGAUUGCUAUUGCUGGCAAAAAUUUUGUUGGUAUCGCUCAAACAGGUACUGGUAAAACUCUCGCAUAUUUGCUGCCAGCGGUAAUUCAAUUGAAAGAAAAUAAAGGACGAAAGGGUAAGGGUCCUAGAGCUUUAGUACUAGCUCCUACAAGAGAACUUGCAAGACAGAUAGAGGAAGUUGCUAAGGAUUUUGAAAGGCUUUUGAAUAUCCGUUGUCUAUGUAUAUAUGGAGGAGUGAGCAGGUCCAAUCAAGCUCAACAGUUGCGACAGGGUGUGGAUAUUCUUAUUGCUACUCCUGGUAGAUUAAAUGAUUUCCUUAACAGCAGAGUGACAACUCUAAGCAGAUGUACAUAUGUAGUGUUGGAUGAAGCAGACAGAAUGUUGGACAUGGGCUUUGAACCUCAGAUCAGGCAAGCAUUGGAAGAUGUACCAUAUGAAAGACAAAUCCUGAUGUUCUCGGCAACAUGGCCCAAGGAAGUACAACAUUUAGCUAAGGAUUAUCUAGGAGAGUUCGUACAGGUUAAUGUGGGGUCCACAGAAUUGACGGCCAACCAUAAUAUCAAACAGUGCAUAUAUGUUUGUGAGCAAGACCAAAAAAUGGAUAAGUUUAAAUCUAUCAUGCAUGAAAUAUCCGGUGAAGGUUUUGGUAAAGUUCUGGUGUUCACAAAUACAAAGAAAUUUGUAGAUAGCUUGACACUGGCUUUACAAAGAAAUGGCUGGCCGGCGGUUGGCAUACAUGGUGACAAAACACAACUUCAAAGGGAUAUUAUAAUAAAUAAAUUUAGAAGCGGAAGAACUAACAUUCUUGUUGCCACUGAUGUUGCUGCAAGAGGCUUAGAUGUUGAUGGUGUAACACAUGUUAUAAACUAUGAUUUUCCGAACACUUCUGAAGAUUACAUCCACAGGAUUGGAAGAACUGGUAGAUCAGAUAAUAAGGGUGUAGCUCAUACUAUCUUAACAAGUGAGAACGCUCGACAAGCAAGAAGUCUUAUACAAGUGCUCAAAGAAGCAAAACAGGAAGUUCCACAUGAAUUGGAGCAGCUGAGCCGUGAUUAUGGCAACAUGAAGUUCAAGGAUCAGCAGACAAAAUAUAAACCUAAGAACAAUUAUAAAUUUAAGAGUUUCAAUAACAGGAAUUAUAACAGAGACCGUUACAAUUCACGGGACAAGUUUGGUGGUAUCAGUGAAAUGUAUUAG